CAAUAUAUUAUAGAGAAUACACACACGUAUUGAAUAAAGAACAUUGUAGACGAAGAAGAAUCUACUAAACGUUCAGUUAGUUGUCGAUCAACGUCGUAACGGUUUCCAGCAAUCGAAAGUUCAUUAUAAUUGAAGUGAAUCAAGAAGAUUUUCGAAGCUAAUCAAAGGAGGAAGUGAAAAAUGGCACUAUCUAUAGCUCUGCCUCUGUCUGGUUUGGAAGCUGACCAUUUCACCUCUGUGGGGGCGAAAGAUUUAUAUGAACAGGGUUUGAGAACUUUGAAUGGUAUUAGUGGACCGAUAUCGCCGAGUACCGCGAGCGAAUCAAGUGGAAUCUGCAGUUUAGUACCUUCCAAUGAAUCGUCCACACCGGAUCAAACAUCAGAUUCUUCCAGACCAGAAACGCCAGAAGAAGAAGAGGCUCCGAUUCGUAUCUUUUAUAGAGAACGAGAUAUAUUAAAUUUGGGUGCGAAUCUCAGAGAACCAUUCUGGCAAAUGAGAGUCCCAACGACGCCCCGUUACGAUUACAAAAGUUUCAUAGAAAAUAGAUCGGUGUACUAUCGUUUUGUCGGAGAACAGGGACCAACGAAAGAUUAUCCAACAGUGAGUUUGCCAAUUUUAUCAACUGAAAAUGACUACUGCUGCAAUAAGGUCGGCAGUUCUACUUUCCAGUAAUUUCAACCGACCACAAUCAAAUGAAAGUGAAUCAAAAUCGAAUAAUUUUUUGACAUGUACUAUAAAUAAAUUCAUAGUCAACUAAUAUUCGUUAUAAUAAAUUUUUGCGUUUUUUCUUACUGCCUUCCUUAUUGCUGCGAAUCCUAUGACUUUUUAAUUUACAUGGCAACGCAUGGGAAAAUACUUCAAAACAAAUGAAAAAUUCAAAUCAAAAUACUUUUUUUCCUAUAAUGUCAAGUUUAAUACUAACAACAAUUUAACGGACGUCUCGUAUCGAAACAUACACUAAACUCAAUUACGUUACACGAUACACAAUUAUUUCUCUAACUAUUCACAAACUAACCUGAUUUCUUGUUAUUUCUUCGAAUUUCAGUUACUAUUACGGAUAUAAAUAACGUAUUUCGAUUAGCAGAAUUAUCCUAACUAAUUUGGAGUCUCCUUCAAGUCCUUUGCUCUAAUUAAACGUAAUAAUUCGUCUAUCCUUCUUCCAGUCUAUUCGUCUCCGAGAAUAUUUCCAUUCCAAUUACUUUCUACCCACGUGGAAUAUUUCCUCCUUCCUCUUCGGUUCUAUCGCUCUCCGCCGAUGCCUCUAAGUUUCGUCUAAGGAUUUCUAGCUUCUCUGGUUUCGUUGCUUGAUACUGAUAAAUCACUGGUAAACAGACGAUUAAACAGACUGUCCAAAACCUAAACGGACGAGAUUUUCGCCAGUAAUGGUUGUCAGGAAAUGCCGCGAUUGUUGCGCCGACAAAGGAGACUUUGCUCAGUGAUUGUGGAAAACGGUGCAACAACGAUAAUAUUCUGAUUUCUUUGACGGCCUAAAAAUCGUGAAACAAUCGACGAAAAUUAGAAGAUUUGCUAGUGGAAGAAUUAAAAUCCCAUUUGUUCGUUCAACGUACUUUGGAAAAUUUGCCUCCGAGAUCCGAUAUUCCAACAUCUUUGAUUCUGUUGUGAACUCGGCGAUAACGUGCCGCUAAAUAGUUCUGCAUUAUCAAUUUUUCUCGCUGUGCGAUAUGCUUCAGUGAUAGGAAUCGAACGAUCGAAGGAGAUAAAGGCAAAGGAAGGAAAUAAAUUUUCAUGAACUCGACAGACUCGAUCGGUCGUCUUCCUUUGCGUUAGGACUCGGCCAUUUUGUGCGUGUCGAAAAAAUCCUGAUGAAAACAAACUAGAGACAAGUCGCUCGCUGAUGAUCAUACAUAACAUCGCAGAAGGCGUGGAAACCGUUAAAUUUUUCCGAUUUCAAGCUGCGAAUUUUAAACCUUCGAAUCUCGAAUAUUCAAAUUUUCAAAUAUUUAAAUAUCAAAUUUUCAACUUUGUUCCAUAUUAACAUCAUCGGCAUUUUCAAAUGGGAAUUUUCAAAUUUCAAACUCUCCACUCUCGUACCGCGGAUUUUAAAUUUCAA
Molecule: messenger RNA, 2071 nt
Organism: Bombus huntii
Lineage: Eukaryota; Metazoa; Arthropoda; Insecta; Hymenoptera; Apidae
Exons: 2
Coding region: 181-672 (163 amino acids)
Source: RefSeq, a predicted model, not a curated record